AUGUCUCUACCGCGCUCGAACUACGACCCUCGACGGGUCUGCCUGAACCCCUUCCCCGCGCUCAACCUGGGCAAGCACCGGCGCACCAUUGGGAUCUACCUCGCAGGCGGCCUCUUCGCGCUAGCGAACUGGACGUUCCUGGACGCGGCGAUCCUGUCCGCGCACGCGCACGACCCGCUGAACGACGAGGUCGACGCGCCUGUGCACGUCGCCUUCGUCGACUGGGUCCCCGGCAUCUGCUCGCUCCUCGGCAUGAUCGUCAUCAACCUCAUCGACAAGGACCGCGUCCGCGGCGAAGAGGGCUACGGCGACGGCGGCGCCGUCUGGCGCGCUCGCCUCAUCCUGUUCAUCGGCUUUGCGCUCAUGGCGGGUGGUCUCGCGGGGAGUGUGACGGUGCUGGUGCUGAAGUACGCGCUGGAGGAGUACCCGGAGCAGUUCCUCUACUACGGCUACGCGAACGUCUCGCAGAACAUCGCGCUCAUGCUGUCCGCCAUCGUCCUGUGGAUAUCCCAAAGCGUCGGCUCCGAGUACGAGUACAACCUUGCUAUCUAG
Molecule: messenger RNA, 552 nt
Organism: Fomitopsis serialis
Lineage: Eukaryota; Fungi; Basidiomycota; Agaricomycetes; Polyporales; Fomitopsidaceae
Exons: 3
Coding region: 1-552 (183 amino acids)
Biological process (GO): late endosome to vacuole transport via multivesicular body sorting pathway; protein targeting to vacuole
Cellular component (GO): Vps55/Vps68 complex; fungal-type vacuole membrane
Source: RefSeq, a predicted model, not a curated record